AUGAAAAUCAUAUUACCGAAAAUAUAUCAAGCCCCUAAUUUGGCAAGUGGAGUAGAUUCAUUAUUUAGGAAAGGUGGCUUAACAAUCAGUAUAACAAAAAUAUCUGACCAUGGGGACUAUGUUUUUUACAAGUUUUCAAUUAGAAAUGGUCCAGGGGGUCCAGUUAUUCCUAUAAAACUACAGGUAGCCAAAUUAUCAGGGAAAAUAUUAAUUGGAACUAUAGAAUUUACAUCAGUACCGCCUAUUGCAAAUGAAACAACCACAGAUAGAAUUUCAUCAACUACAACCAAAAUCACUACUUUUACUACAACUUUAUCAACUAGUGAAACUAUAACUACUCCGCUUCAUACUAAUAUUACUUCAAGCAUCCCAACUACUAUUACAACUUCACCGACUACUGAUACUAUUACAACUAUACCUACAAGUGUUAUAACUACGAUUUUGGCAAUUACUACUAAAAUACCUACUACUAUAACAAUAUUUCCAACUACAACUAUGGUAGCCACUACAGUAGCUCCAGCCACUACAAUAGCUCCAGCUACCACUACAGUAGCUCCAGCUCCCACUACAGUAGCUCCAACUACCACUACAGUAGCUCCAACUACCACUACAGUAGCUCCAGCUACCACUACAGUAGCUCCAGCUACCACUACAGUAGCUCCAGCUACCACUACAAUAGCUCCAGCUACCACUACAGUAGCUCCAGCUACCACUACAGUAGCUCCAGCUACCACUACAGUAGCUCCAGCUACCACUACAGUAGCUCCAGCUACCACUACAGUAGCUCCAGCUACCACUACAGUAGCUCCAGCUACCACUACAGUAGCUCCAGCUACCACUACAGUAGCUCCAGCUACCACUCCAGCUACUACUACAGCUCCAGCUACCACUACUGUAGCUCCAGCUAAUACUACUGUAGCUCCAGCUAAUACUACUGUAGCUCCAGCUAAUACUUCUGUAGCUCCAUAUACCACUACAGUAGCUCCAGCUACCACUACAGUAGCUCCAGCUAAUACUACUGUAGCUCCAGCUAAUACUUCUGUAGCUCCAUCUACCACUACAGUAGCUCCAGCUACCACUACAGUAGCUCCAGCUACCACUACAGUAGCUCCAGCUACCACUACAGUAGCUCCAGCUACCACUACAGUAGCUCCAACUACUAAUACAGUAGCACCAAUUACCAAUACAGUAGCUCCAUUUACCACUACAGUAGCUCCAGCUACCACUACAGCCACUCUAGCUACUACAACAAUAGCUCCUGCUACUACUACUUAUACUACAACAAUCUUUCCCACUACUAAUGCUAUUAUAACAUCUAUGAAGUCUGCAAAUACAACCAUGCCUAUUAGUGAUACUACCACAACCACUUCCACUACUAAUACAAAUCCAAUUUCUGCCACUUUUACAAUCACAACUACUACAACUAAUAACAUGGUCACAAUCACAAUUGCUAGUAACAAUACAACUAUACCUAUAAAUGCACCCAUAUCUAUUACCUAUACUCCAGGCAUCAGUGAUCUAGAUGGAUCUACUCUUUUCUUAAUUGCAAAAUAUAUAACUGAAGCGACUUGCAACUUGGAUAUAAAUAUAGGUAUUUAUGGAAGCACGAUAAUAGAAAUUGUAACAGACCGAGGUUAUCGAGCAAACAAUUUGGCCCUUGGGGCAGAUUCAUACUUUAGCUCAGAUGGUUUAACAAUCAGUAUAACGAGAAUAUCUACCUUUAGGCGAUAUAUUUUCUACAAGUUUGCUAUUAGAAAUGGUCCAGGAGGACCGACCACGCCCAUAAAACUUCAGGAAUCAAACCACCGAGGACAAAUAUUUGUUGGAUCGAUAGAAUUUACAUCUAGUCCGGUAAUAGCAAGCUUUAUAACUGAGAGGGCAUUUAGUGUUACGAUCAAUACUAACCCAUUUAAUUCUUACAACACAACAAACAUGCUUCCAAUAUCUAGUAUUAAUAUCAAUAGUACACCUUUUAUUAGGCCUAACAUUAUUAAUAUUUCUGAUUCCUUUGCCACGACAACAAUAUCUUCUGAUUCAACAACAAUCGCACUUACUGAUACCAUUGAAACAACAACAGACACAACUGAGAUUGAUACUACAAUUAGCACAGGUAAUAUUGGAUUAACAACAAGAACCCCUUAUACUCCUACCCUAGAAAAUAAACUUACCCCUGAUGAAACAAUAACAACUACUAAUGAAAAUACUACUAAUAAAACAUCCACGCUUAUUACUGAUAUCAUAAAAACAACUGAAAUUACAAAUAUCAUGCCCACUACAGAUAAAGCAACUAUUCUAACUACUGGUAUCACAGCAACCAUUCUUAACAAAUCUACAAGAUCUAUAUCUAAUAAUACAACCCCUAAUCUCAUAUUAGAUAUUUUUACAACCACUCCAACAAUAAUAAUAUCUAGCAUUAAUAGUACACCUUUUAUUAGGCCUAAUCUCAUUAUUAAUACUUCUAAUUCCUCUGCCAGGACAACCAUAUUCUCUGAUUCCACAACAAUCCCAUCUAAUGAUACCCCGUCAAUUAAAACUACAAUUGAUAUAACAACAGCCACGUCUGUGAGUGAUACCACAUUUACCACAGGUAAUAUUGGAAUUAUAACAAACACCCCUAAUACAACGACCCUAGAUAAUACACUAACCACUGAUGCCACAAUAACAACUACUAGUGAUAUUAUUACUACGAAUAUAUUUGUUACGGAUACCACGAAAAAUGCAUCUACUACUAGUGCCUUAACAAUCAUACCUAGUACUGAAACAACCGUAACCACACUUACUACUACAACAGCUACGAAAGCUAAUACUGACAGCAUAACAACUACGCCUAAUAUUGAAUCUAUAAAAUCUACGCCCAUUACUGAUAUAAUAACAACAACUGAGAAUACAAAUAUAAUGCUCACUACAGAUAAAGCAACUAUUCUAACUACUGGUAUCAAAGCAACCGUGCUUAACAAAUCUACAACAUCUAUAUCUACUAAUACAACAUCUAAUCUAAUACCAGAUAUUUCUAACACCACUCCAACAAUAAUAAUAUAUAGCCUUAAUAGUACGCCUUUUAUUUCUAAUCUCACUAUUAAUACUUCUGAUUCCACUGGCACAACAACCAUAUCCCCAGAUUCCACAACAAUCGUACCUACUGAUACCUUGUCAAUAAAAACUACCAUUGAUAUAACAACAGCCACACUUGUGAAUGAUACCACAUUUACCACAGGUAAUAUUGGAAUUACAACAACAACGCGUAAUACAACGACCCUAGAUAAUACACUAACCACUGAUGCCACAAUAACAACUACUAGUGAUAUUAUUACUACGAAUAUAUUUGUUACGGAUACCACGAAAAAUGCAUCUAAUACUAGUGCCUUAACAAUUACACCUAGUACUGAAACAACCGUAACCACACUUACUAAAAAAAUAGAGACCAUAGGUAUUACAGACAGCACAACAACCACGCCUAAUAUUGUAUCUAUAAAAUUCACGCCUAUUACUGAUAUAAUAACAAUAACUGAAAAUACAAAUAACAUGCUCACUACAGAUAAAGCAACUAUUCUAACUACUGGUAUCAUAGCAACCUUGCUAACCGAAUCUACAACUUCUAUAUCUACUAAUACAACCCGUAAUCUAAUACCAGAUAUUUCUAACACCACUCCAACAAUAAUAAUAUCUAGCCUUAAUAGUACGCCUUUUAUUUCUAAUCUCACUAUUAAUACUUCUGAUUCCACUGGCACAACAACCAUAUCCCCAGAUUCCACAACAAUCGUACCUACUGAUACCUUGUCAAUAAAAACUACCAUUGAUAUAACAACAGCCACACUUGUGAAUGAUACCACAUUUACCACAGAGAGCAAAGGUAUUACUGACAGCACAUCAACCACGCCUAAUAUUGAAUCUAUAAAAUUCACGCCUAUUACUGAUAUAAUAACAAUAACUGAAAAUACAAAUAACAUGCUCACUACAGAUAAAGCAACUAUUCUAACUACUGGUAUCACAGCAACCUUGAUUAUCGAAUCUACAACUUCUAUAUCUAUUAAUACAACCCGUAAUCUAAUACCAAAUAUUUCUAACACCACUCCAACAAUAGUAAUAUCUAGCCUUAAUAGUACGCCUUUUAUUCCUAAUGUCACUAUCAAUACUUCUGAUUCCACUGGCACAAUAACCAUAUCCCCAGAUUCCACAACAGUCGCACCUACUGACACCUUGUCAAAAAAAACUACCAUUGAUAUAACAACAGCCACACCUGUGAGUGAUACCACAUUUACCACAGGUAAUAUUGGAAUUACAACAACAACGCCUAAUACAACGACCCUAGAUAAUAUACUAACCACUGAUGCCACAAUAACAACUACUAGUGAUAUUAUUACUACGAAUAUAUUUGUUACGGACACCACGAAAAAUGCAUCUACUACUAGUGCCUUAACAAUCACACCUAGUACUGAAACAACCGUAACCACACUUACUACUAAAAUAGAGACCAUAGGUAUUACAGACAGCACAACAACCACGCCUAAUAUUGAAUCUAUAAAAUCUACGCCCAUUACUGAUAUAAUAACAACAACUGAGAAUACAAAUAUAAUGCUCACUACAGAUAAAGCAACUAUUCUAACUACUGGUAUCAAAGCAACCGUGCUUAACAAAUCUACAACAUCUAUAUCUACUAAUACAACAUCUAAUCUAAUACCAGAUAUUUCUAACACCACUCCAACAAUAAUAAUAUCUAGCCUUAAUAGUACGCCUUUUAUUUCUAAUCUCACUAUUAAUACUUCUGAUUCCACUGGCACAACAACCAUAUCCCCAGAUUCCACAACAAUCGUACCUACUGAUACCUUGUCAAUAAAAACUACCAUUGAUAUAACAACAGCCACACUUGUGAAUGAUACCACAUUUACCACAGAGAGCAAAGGUAUUACUGACAGCACAUCAACCACGCCUAAUAUUGAAUCUAUAAAAUUCACGCCUAUUACUGAUAUAAUAACAAUAACUGAAAAUACAAAUAACAUGCUCACUACAGAUAAAGCAACUAUUCUAACUACUGGUAUCACAGCAACCUUGAUUAUCGAAUCUACAACUUCUAUAUCUAUUAAUACAACCCGUAAUCUAAUACCAAAUAUUUCUAACACCACUCCAACAAUAGUAAUAUCUAGCCUUAAUAGUACGCCUUUUAUUCCUAAUGUCACUAUCAAUACUUCUGAUUCCACUGGCACAAUAACCAUAUCCCCAGAUUCCACAACAGUCGCACCUACUGACACCUUGUCAAAAAAAACUACCAUUGAUAUAACAACAGCCACACCUGUGAGUGAUACCACAUUUACCACAGGUAAUAUUGGAAUUACAACAACAACGCCUAAUACAACGACCCUAGAUAAUAUACUAACCACUGAUGCCACAAUAACAACUACUAGUGAUAUUAUUACUACGAAUAUAUUUGUUACGGACACCACGAAAAAUGCAUCUACUACUAGUGCCUUAACAAUCACACCUAGUACUGAAACAACCGUAACCACACUUACUACUAAAAUAGAGACCAUAGGUAUUACAGACAGCACAACAACCACGCCUAAUAUUGAAUCUAUAAAAUCUACGCCCAUUACUGAUAUAAUAACAACAACUGAGAAUACAAAUAUAAUGCUCACUACAGAUAAAGCAACUAUUCUAACUACUGGUAUCAAAGCAACCGUGCUUAACAAAUCUACAACAUCAAUUUCUACUAAUACAACAUCUAAUCUAAUACCAGAUAUUUCUAACACCACUCCAACAAUAAUAAUAUCUAGCCUUAAUAGUACGCCUUUUAUUCCUAAUUUCACUAUUAAUACUUCUGAUUCCACUGGCAUAACAACCAUAUCCCCAGAUUCCACAACAAUCGUACCUACUGAUACCUUGUCAAUAAAAACUACCAUUGAUAUAACAACAGCCACACCUGUGAGUGAUACCACAUUUACCACAGGUAAUAUUGGAAUUACAACAACAACGCCUAAUACAACGACCCUAGAUAAUACACUAACCACUGAUGCCACAAUAACAACUACUAGUGAUAUUAUUACUACGAAUAUAUUUGUUACGGAUACCACGAAAAAUGCAUAUACUACUAGUGCCUUAACAAUCACACCUAGUACCGAAACAACCGUAACCACACUUACUACUAAAACAGAGACCAUAGGUAUUACAGACAGCACAACAACCACGCCUAAUAUUUUAUCUAUAAAAUCCACGCCCAUUACUGAUAUAAUAACAACAACUGAGAAUACAAAUAUAAUGCUCACUACAGAUAAAGCAACUAUUCUAACUACUGGUAUCAGAGCAACCGUGCUUAACAAAUCUACAACAUCUAUAUCUACUAAUACAACAUCUAAUCUAAUACCAGAUAUUUCUAACACCACUCCAACAAUAAUAAUAUCUAGCCUUAAUAGUACGCCUUUUAUUCCUAAUCUCACUAUUAAUACUUCUGAUUCCACUGGCACAACAACCAUAUCCCCAGAUUCCACAACAAUCGUACCUACUGAUACCUUGUCAAUAAAUAUAUUUGUUACGGAUACCACGAAAAAUGCAUCUACUACUAGUGCCUUAACAAUCACAUCUAGUACUGAAACAACCGUAACCACACUUACUACUACAACAGCUACGAAAGCUAAUACUGACAGCAUAACAACCACGCCUAAUAUUGAAUCUAUAAAAUCCACGCCCAUUACUGAUAUAAUAACAACAACUGAGAAUACAAAUAUAAUGCUCACUACAGAUAAAGCAACUAUUCUAACUACUGGUAUCAGAGCAACCGUGCUUAACAAAUCUACAACAUCUAUAUCUACUAAUACAACAUCUAAUCUAAUACCAGAUAUUUCUAACACCACUCCAACAAUAAUAAUAUCUAGCCUUAAUAGUACGCCUUUUAUUCCUAAUUUCACUAUUAAUACUUCUGAUUCCACUGGCACAACAACCAUAUCCCCAGAUUCCACAACAAUCGUACCUACUGAUACCUUGUCAAUAAAAACUACCAUUGAUAUAACAACAGCCACACCUGUGAGUGAUACCACAUUUACCACAGGUAAUAUUGGAAUUACAACAACAACGCCAAAUACAACGACCCUAGAUAAUAUACUAACCACUGAUGCCACAAUAACAACUACUAGUGAUAUUAUUACUACGAAUAUAUUUGUUACUGAUACCACGAAAAAUGCAUCUACUACUAGUGCCUUAACAAUCACACCUAGUACUGAAACAACCGUAACCACACUUACUACUAAAAUAGAGACCAUAGGUAUUACAGACAGCACAACAACCACGCCUAAUAUUGAAUCUAUAAAAUCUACGCCCAUUACUGAUAUAAUAACAACAACUGAGAAUACAAAUAUAAUGCUCACUACAGAUAAAGCAACUAUUCUAACUACUGGUAUCAAAGCAACCGUGCUUAACAAAUCUACAACAUCUAUAUCUACUAAUACAACAUCUAAUCUAAUACCAGAUAUUUCUAACACCACUCCAACAAUAAUAAUAUCUAGCCUUAAUAGUACGCCUUUUAUUCCUAAUUUCACUAUUAAUACUUCUGAUUCCACUGGCACAACAACCAUAUCCCCAGAUUCCACAACAAUCGUACCUACUGAUACCUUGUCAAUAAAAACUACCAUUGAUAUAACAACAGCCACACCUGUGAAUGAUACCAUAUUUACCACAGGUAAUAUUGGAAUUACAACAACAACGCGUAAUACAACGACCCUAGAUAAUACACUAACCACUGAUGCCACAAUAACAACUACUAGUGAUAUUAUUACUACGAAUAUAUUUGUUACGGAUACCACGAAAAAUGCAUCUACUACUAGUGCCUUAACAAUCACACCUAGUACUGAAACAACCGUAACCACACUUACUACUAAAAUAGAGACCAUAGGUAUUACAGACAGCACAACAACCACGCCUAAUAUUGAAUCUAUAAAAUCUACGCCCAUUACUGAUAUAAUAACAACAACUGAGAAUACAAAUAUAAUGCUCACUACAGAUAAAGCAACUAUUCUAACUACUGGUAUCAAAGCAACCGUGCUUAACAAAUCUACAACAUCAAUUUCUACUAAUACAACAUCUAAUCUAAUACCAGAUAUUUCUAACACCACUCCAACAAUAAUAAUAUCUAGCCUUAAUAGUACGCCUUUUAUUCCUAAUUUCACUAUUAAUACUUCUGAUUCCACUGGCAUAACAACCAUAUCCCCAGAUUCCACAACAAUCGUACCUACUGAUACCUUGUCAAUAAAAACUACCAUUGAUAUAACAACAGCCACACCUGUGAGUGAUACCACAUUUACCACAGGUAAUAUUGGAAUUACAACAACAACGCCAAAUACAACGACCCUAGAUAAUAUACUAACCACUGAUGCCACAAUAACAACUACUAGUGAUAUUAUUACUACGAAUAUAUUUGUUACUGAUACCACGAAAAAUGCAUCUACUACUAGUGCCUUAACAAUCACACCUAGUACUGAAACAACCGUAACCACACUUACUACUAAAAUAGAGACCAUAGGUAUUACAGACAGCACAACAACCACGCCUAAUAUUGAAUCUAUAAAAUCUACGCCCAUUACUGAUAUAAUAACAACAACUGAGAAUACAAAUAUAAUGCUCACUACAGAUAAAGCAACUAUUCUAACUACUGGUAUCAAAGCAACCGUGCUUAACAAAUCUACAACAUCUAUAUCUACUAAUACAACAUCUAAUCUAAUACCAGAUAUUUCUAACACCACUCCAACAAUAAUAAUAUCUAGCCUUAAUAGUACGCCUUUUAUUCCUAAUUUCACUAUUAAUACUUCUGAUUCCACUGGCACAACAACCAUAUCCCCAGAUUCCACAACAAUCGUACCUACUGAUACCUUGUCAAUAAAAACUACCAUUGAUAUAACAACAGCCACACCUGUGAAUGAUACCAUAUUUACCACAGGUAAUAUUGGAAUUACAACAACAACGCGUAAUACAACGACCCUAGAUAAUACACUAACCACUGAUGCCACAAUAACAACUACUAGUGAUAUUAUUACUACGAAUAUAUUUGUUACGGAUACCACGAAAAAUGCAUCUACUACUAGUGCCUUAACAAUCACACCUAGUACUGAAACAACCGUAACCACACUUACUACUAAAAUAGAGACCAUAGGUAUUACAGACAGCACAACAACCACGCCUAAUAUUGAAUCUAUAAAAUCCACGCCCAUUACUGAUAUAAUAACAACAACUGAGAAUACAAAUAUAAUGCUCACUACAGAUAAAGCAACUAUUCUAACUACUGGUAUCAAAGCAACCGUGCUUAACAAAUCUACAACAUCUAUAUCUACUAAUACAACAUCUAAUCUAAUACCAGAUAUUUCUAACACCACUCCAACAAUAAUAAUAUCUAGCCUUAAUAGUACGCCUUUUAUUCCUAAUUUCACUAUUAAUACUUCUGAUUCCACUGGCACAACAACCAUAUCCCCAGAUUCCACAACAAUCGUACCUACUGAUACCUUGUCAAAAAAAACUACCAUUGAUAUAACAACAGCCACACUUGUGAGUGAUACCACAUUUACCACAGGUAAUAUUGGAAUUACAACAACAACGCCUAAUACAACGACCCUAGAUAAUAUACUAACCACUGAUGCCACAAUUACAACUACUAGUGAUAUUAUUACUACGAAUAUAUUUGUUACGGAUACCACGAAAAAUGCAUCUACUACUAGUGCCUUAACAAUCACACCUAGUACUGAAACAACCGUAACCACACUUACUACUAAAAUAGAGACCAUAGGUAUUACAGACAGCACAACAACCACGCCUAAUAUUGAAUCUAUAAAAUCCACGCCCAUUACUGAUAUAAUAGCAACAACUGAGAAUACAAAUAUAAUGCUCACUACAGAUAAAGCAACUAUUCUAACUACUGGUAUCAAAGCAACCGUGCUUAACAAAUCUACAACAUCAAUUUCUACUAAUACAACAUCUAAUCUAAUACCAGAUAUUUCUAACACCACUCCAACAAUAAUAAUAUCUAGCCUUAAUAGUACGCCUUUUAUUCCUAAUUUCACUAUUAAUACUUCUGAUUCCACUGGCAUAACAACCAUAUCCCCAGAUUCCACAACAAUCGUACCUACUGAUACCUUGUCAAUAAAAACUACCAUUGAUAUAACAACAGCCACACCUGUGAGUGAUACCACAUUUACCACAGGUAAUAUUGGAAUUACAACAACAACGCCUAAUACAACGACCCUAGAUAAUAUACUAACCACUGAUGCCACAAUAACAACUACUAGUGAUAUUAUUACUACGAAUAUAUUUGUUACGGAUACCACGAAAAAUGCAUCUACUACUAGUGCCUUAACAAUCACACCUAGUACUGAAACAACCGUAACCACACUUACUACUAAAAUAGAGACCAUAGGUAUUACAGACAGCACAACAACCACGCCUAAUAUUGAAUCUAUAAAAUCCACGCCCAUUACUGAUAUAAUAACAACAACUGAGAAUACAAAUAUAAUGCUCACUACAGAUAAAGCAACUAUUCUAACUACUGGUAUCAGAGCAACCGUGCUUAACAAAUCUACAACAUCUAUAUCUACUAAUACAACAUCUAAUCUAAUACCAGAUAUUUCUAACACCACUCCAACAAUAAUAAUAUCUAGCCUUAAUAGUACGCCUUUUAUUCCUAAUCUCACUAUUAAUACUUCUGAUUCCACUGGCACAACAACCAUAUCCCCAGAUUCCACAACAAUCGUACCUACUGAUACCUUGUCAAUAAAUAUAUUUGUUACGGAUACCACGAAAAAUGCAUCUACUACUAGUGCCUUAACAAUCACAUCUAGUACUGAAACAACCGUAACCACACUUACUACUACAACAGCUACGAAAGCUAAUACUGACAGCAUAACAACCACGCCUAAUAUUGAAUCUAUAAAAUCCACGCCCAUUACUGAUAUCAUAACAACAACUGAAAAUACAAAUAUAAUGUACACUACAGAUAAUGCAAAUAUUCUAACUACUGAUAUCAGAGCAACCUUGCUUAACAAAUCUACAACAUCUAUAUCUACUAAUACAACCUCUAAUCUCAUAACAGAUAUUUCUACAACAACUCCAACAAUAAUAAUAUCAAGCAUUAAUAGUACGACUUUUAUUAGGCCUAAUCUCAUUAUUAAUACUUCUGAUACCUCUGGCACAACAAUUUUAUCUCCAAAUUCCACAACAAUCACACCUACUGAUACUUUGUCAUUAAAAACUACCAUUGAUAUAACAACAGCCAUACCUGUGAGUGAUACCACAUUUACCACAGCUAAUAUUGGAAUUACAACAACAACUCUUAAUAAAACGACCCUAGAUAAUACACUAACCACUGAUGCUACAAUAACAACUACUAGUGAUAUUAUUACUAACAAUAUAAAUAUUACGGAUACAACGAAAAAUAUAGAUAAUACAACUGCCUUAACAAUCACACCUAGCACUGACAUAACCGUUACUACACUUACUACAAAAAUAGAGACCAAAGGUAUUACUGACAGCAUAAAAACCAAGCCUAAUAUUGAAUCUAUAAAACCCACGCCCAUUACUGAUAUAAUAACAACAACUGAUAAUACAAAUAUCAUCCUCACUACAGAUAAAGCAACUAUUCUAACUAUUGGUAUCACAACAACCUUGCAUAACAAAUCUACAACUUCUAUAUUUACUAAUACAACCAGUAAUCUAAUACCAGAUAUUUUUAACACCACUCCAACAAUAAUAAUAUCUAGCCUUAAUAGUACGCCUUUUAUUCCUGAUAUCAUUAUUAAUACUUCUGAUUCCACUGCCAGGACAACCAUAUUUUCUGAUUCCACAACAAUCCCAUCUACUGAUACCCCGUCAAUUAAAAAAACAAUUGAUUCAACAACAGCUACACCUGUGAAUGAUACCACAUUUACCACAGGUAAUAUUGGAAUUACAACAAAAACCCCUAAUAAAACGACCCUAGAUAAUACACUAACCACUGAUCCCACAAUAACAACUACUAGUGAUAUUAUUACUACGAAUAUAUUUCUUACGGAUACCACGAAAAAUGCAUCUACUACUAGUGCCUUAACAAUCACACCUAGUACUGAAACAACCAUAACCACACUUACUACUACAUCAGCUACGAAAGCUAAUACUGACAGCAUAACAACCUCGCUUAAUAUUGAAUCUAUAAAAUCCGCGCCCAUUACUGAUAUCAUAACAACAACUGAAAUUACAAAUAUUAUGCUAAAUAAAGAUAAAGCAACUAUUACUGAUACCACUGCAACCUUGCUUAGCAAAUCUUCUACAUCCAUAUCUGCUACUAAUACAACUAUAACUAAUCUUAUACCAGAUAUUUCUACAACUACUCCAAAUAUAAUAAUAUCUAGCAUUAAUAAUACGCCUUUUAUUAGGCCUAAUCUCAUUAUUAAUACUUCUGAUUCCUCUGCCACGACAACCAUAUCCUCUGAUUUCACAAAAAUCACACCUACUGAUACUUUGUCAAUUAAAAUUACCAUUGAUACAACAGUCACACCUGUGAGUGACACUACAAUUACCACCGAUAAUAUUGGAAUCACAACAACAACCCCUAAUACUGCUACCAUAGAUAAUACACUAACCACUGAUGCCACUAUAAUAACUACUAGUGAUAUUAAUACUACCAAUAUACCUGUUAGUGAUACCACGAAAUUGGCAUUUACUGCUAGUGCCUUAACAAUGACACCUAGUACUGACAAAACCAUAACAACACUUACUACUAAAACAAAUACUAAAGCUAAUACUGACAGCAUAACAACCACGCCUAAUAUUGAAUCUUUAAAAUCCACGCCCAUUACUGAUAUAAUAACAACAACUGAAAAUACAAAUAUCAGACUCACUACAGAUAAAGCAACUAUUCUAAUUACUGGUAUUACAGCAACAUUGGUUAAUAAAUCUACAACUUCAAUUUCUAUUAAUACAACCCGUAAUCUAAUACCAGAUAUUUCUACAACCACUCCAACAAUAAUAAUAUCUAGCAUUAAUAGUACACCUUUUAUUCCUAAUCUCAUUAUUAAUACUUCUGAUUCCUCUGCCACGACAACAUUAUCUUCUGAUUCCUCAACAAUCUUACCUACUGAUACCCAGUCAACUAAAACUACAAUUGAUACAAUAAGAACACCUGUGAGUGAUAUAACAAAUACCAUAAGUCAUAUUGGAAUCACAUUAGCAACACCUGUUACUUCUACCCUAGAAAAUAUACUUACCACUGAUACCACGAUAACACCUUCUAGAAAUUAUACUAUCAAUAUCCCUGUUAAUACCACGAAUAAUGCAUCUACUACUAAUGCUUUAACAAUCAUACCUAGUAUUUACACCACGGUCACCCCACUACAAACUACUGAUACGAUUACAAUCAAACAUUUGACUAAUAUAAGUGUAAUUACCCUUGCUACCCCGGCAACAAAACAUGAUAAUGAAAUCAGAACAUUUGCAUCUACUACUGAUAAAUCAAAACCUACACUUACUUCUGCCAACUCAAGUGCAACUAUCACUGCUAAUACCGGUACCCCAUCUACUAUUGAUAGCUUAUCAAUAGCAACAAUUAGUGAUAAAACAUCAAAUAUACCUAUAAAUGAUAUCACAACCAUCUUACCUUUCACUGAUACGACAACAAAAAUAUCUACUACCGAUAUAACAACAACAUCUACGGAAACCACAACAACCAUAUCUACUUCGGUUACCACAACAACCAGUUCAGCAACUAAUAGAGCACCAGAAACGACAAUUAAUGAGACCACCAUAUUUAAACCUAAUAAUCAAGCUACAACUAUAUCUACUAGUGAGACUACUAAUACGCCUAUUCUCAUUACUGAUAUUUCAACAAAUGUUCUCUCAAUAACAACACCCACUAGUGAUAUUACUACGCAUAUUAGGCCUAAGCCUGUUAUUGGUUUAUCUGCAACUACUCAUAUCACUACAAAACCUAAUACUGAUACUAUAAUAAUAACACCUAGAGCAGAUACCAUAGAUCCAACAUUUAAUAUUGGAAAUAUAUCAACAUCUACCACAACACAUUACUUACACCUACAAUAG
Molecule: messenger RNA, 14034 nt
Organism: Gordionus sp. m RMFG-2023
Lineage: Eukaryota; Metazoa; Nematomorpha; Gordioida; Chordodea; Parachordodidae
Product: serine-rich adhesin for platelets-like
Source: RefSeq, a predicted model, not a curated record